AUGUGUCGCAUCAUCAACUUCCUGCUGGCUCUGCUGAGCCGUUUCCUGUUUGCUGUGCAUGGGGUGGUGACCGUGUGGCGUGUGGUCGCCGUCAAAGGGGAGCCCCUCUAUUGGCUGCUGCUGAUGGGCGUGGCUCUGCUGGGGGUGGAGAUGGCAGUCACCAUCAAGUGUACCCGCAAUGCAGAGUGGAAAUGGUUCUCCCCCAUGGUUUUCCUCUACCUCAGUACCGUCAUCCCCUCCAUUUGGUUCCUGGAGCUCAGCCUGCUGCAGUACAAGCUCCCUGUCAACAUCUCCUCUGGACCCGAGCUAGAAGAGCUGCUGGCUCACAUCCCCAUCUCAGCAGACAUCUUGCAGCUGGACCCAGAGAACUGGGCGGCAGGGCUGGAGCAGACCAUGCUCAUCGUACUGGUGCUGGGCCGCUGGCUUAUGCCCAAAGGAGACAUGUCCCGCGACCAGCUCUCCCAGCUCCUCAUGGUCUACGUGGGCCUGGGCGCUGACAUCCUGGACAUCUUUGACACCUUCAAGGAGCCCGAGGUCAAGACCAACCGGGCCGUUAUCAUUAUGGGCCUUGCCCUCUUUUCCUGGGCCCUCAUGCAGUUCCCCUUGGUUCUGACCCAGACCAGUCCCCCCAAGGCCCAUCUCCAGCCCUGUUUGUCCCAGCCCGGCUUCCCUCAGGAGGGAAGCGUGGCUGUAGUGGAGGGACUGCCUGGAGCUCCCCCCUCCUGCUAUACACCGUGCUGCUCCAGUGAAGUGUGGAGUCUGCUGUUGACUGUGGGGCUCCAGGACGGGCCAUUCCUCAUCUACCGCCUCUACCUCAUGAUCAGGGAGAACGUUCUCAACCAGCUAAUGAUCUUCUUCACCUGUAAAAACAUCCUUGUCGUCCUGCUGGAGUUCUACAGGAUCUUUGUGGUGCAGUGUGAGCAGCAGGGGGAGGGCUGCCUAGGGGGGCUGGAGAGGUGUGCAAUGCCCUGGUGCCAACAAGCCCAGGAGGAGGAGGUGGAGGGAAGACGACAGGAUAGUGGAGAACAGAACUGCCAGAGAGAGGAGGGGAGGGAGAUCUUAUGA
Messenger RNA from Oncorhynchus keta (chum salmon), 1065 nucleotides. RefSeq names its product transmembrane protein 26. The transcript has 4 exons. Lineage: Eukaryota; Metazoa; Chordata; Actinopteri; Salmoniformes; Salmonidae. The coding region runs from base 1 to 1065 and encodes 354 amino acids. The record is from RefSeq and is a predicted model, not a curated record.